Penaeus chinensis is the source of this 1496-nucleotide messenger RNA. Its product is annotated as platelet glycoprotein Ib alpha chain-like. Gene Ontology annotation, molecular function: protein binding. Bases 50 to 700 code for a protein of 216 amino acids. NCBI's taxonomy places the organism in Eukaryota, Metazoa, Arthropoda, Malacostraca, Decapoda, Penaeidae. The transcript has 4 exons. Gene Ontology annotation, cellular component: extracellular matrix. The record is from RefSeq and is a predicted model, not a curated record.
CCUGACUUCCUUCGGCCAGUCAGGCAACCUCCUGACGGACCUGACGGACAUGGCUGAGCUGACGACGCCGCUGCCGAGUCUGAAGAACCUCGAGCUGGCAGGAAACCUCAUUGGAAACCUCCCGGCGCAGGUGUUUCGAUGCGUGCCGGAGGUUCAGACGAUCGACUUGUCCUUCAAUAAUAUCAGCUACAUCCACGCCAACGCUUUCCUCGGCCUGACGAAGGUGAAUCAGAUCCUCCUCGAAGGGAAUCACCUCAACUACUUAGGAUCUCCGGAAGUAGGCAGGAUCGUCCUUUAUAACGAGGUGGGCUUCCUGAGUCUAGAGGAUAGUGGCAUCGAGGCGCUUGAGUCGGGUUUCGUCGAAGGCCUUGGAGACCGCUCCAGCCUCUCUCUCUCGCGGAACCCGAUGCUGCGCUUCCCCGAGGACGUCUUCGGCGACCUCCUGAGGAGCAUCACCGUCUCGGACAUCCCGGUCAAGACGGGGAUCGAUUUCUACUACAACUUCAUCCAAUGUGACUGCGACUUCCUGUGGCUCGCGAAGGACAGGUGGCUGAACGUCCACGUCUACGGAGGCUUCUGUGGGCCGAGGAGCGACGACUGGAAAGAGUGGGUGAGUCUGCACAGCGUCGACGCCGAGGAACUGGAGAGGAACUGCUCUUCUCUGAACACCCCUGAGCCUCCCGGGCCCUUGAGGGUGUGAGGGAAGUUUGGGAAGAAUAUUAGGGUGUGGGGAAAUUAAAGAUAAUUAAGAGAAUAUUAGAGAAUGAAAAGGGAACAGGAGAAAAACUGCUCCUCUCUAAACACCCAUGAGCCUCCCGGGCCCUUGAGGGUGUGAGGGAAGUUUGGGAAGAAUAAUAGGGUGUGGGAAAAUUAAAGAUAAUUAAGAGAAUGUGAAGAGAAUAUUAUAGAAUGAAAAGGGAACUGGAGAAAAACUGCUCUUCUCUGAACAACCCCCGAGCCUCCUGGUCCUCUGAAGGUGUGAAGGACUCUGAGGAAAAAUAAUAAAGUCAUAAAAUUAAAGAAAUAUAGAAAUAGUUAUAUUUCCGUUGUACUUAAGAAUAUUAAAGAAUAUUAAAAGGGAGACCAGCUAUUCUUUCACUGAACGCCACCGAAAACCUGGUCCUUUGAGAGUGUGAAGGAAUUUUGAAGAAAUUAAUAAGUAAGAAAGGAUAUUAAUGGAAACAAAUAGUGAUAUUUCUGUAGGAUUUCAGGAGAAUAGAAAAGAGAGAAGAAUAAAAAAAAAUAGGGGGGGAAUUAGAGAUAAACUGUUCUUCAGGAAUAUUUUUUGUAUUAUUUAGUUUUCUCACUUUCUGUGUCCUUCACUCCUUCAGAAAUACCAUUAUUAUCAAACUAGAAAGUAAGAAAAUAAGAGAAGUAGAACAGAUAAUGAUUUUCCUAAGUGACGAAAGAAAAUGUAAAAGUGAGAAAAUUUAAUUAAAUUUAAUCAAAAUAUAUGUAUAUAUUUCUGAAGGACUUGAGAAAACAAAUAAAACAAA